AUGUCUCCUACAGGCGCACCGGCUUUACCACCUCGUAAACUAUCACAAACAAAUCGCCCUCAAUCUGUCCAAUCAAUUGCAACUAGACUGAAAAAUCCAUCACUAGAACCCAGUUGCAUAGAAGAAGCAGAAUGGUAUUGGGGCGACAUAACCAGAGAUGAUGUACAAGAAAAACUUGCUGACAAGCCUGAUGGUACGUUUCUGGUUCGAAAUGCAUCAAAUAAGGCUGGAGAGUAUACUUUGACAUUAAGGAAAGGAGGAACCAAUAAAUUAAUAAAAAUAUAUCACAAAAAUGAAAAAUUUGGUUUUUCAGAACCUUACAAUUUUUCUUCUGUUAUUGAUCUUGUGAACCAUUACCGUAAAGUUUCUUUGUCGCAAUAUAAUGCAACAUUAGAUGUAAAGUUAUUGUACCCUGUGUCCAGAUUUCAACAAGAUGAAGAGUUUGGUACUUGGAAAAGUUUAAAUGUAGAUGUUGUAUGGAUGCGUUUGAUCGAACUGCUUAAAGAUAUUUUGAAGAAAUCUAUUUCAUAUGAAAAAUUGUCUAAAGAAUUUCAGACUGCAAUGGUCGAUAUAUCGUCAAUGCGUAUGGGACUGCAGCAGUACCAGGAAGUGAAUAGAAUGUUUGAAGAUCAGUUAAGAGUACAUGAUAAAUUUCUUAACGAAGCUGAACGCCAUGAAUCUGAUAAUCUAGUUAAAAAUAUUGAAAUAGUAAAGAGACGAAUUAAGUUACUGCUAGACAGCAAAGCGGUACUUGAGGAGAAAUUAGUCACACAAGUGGACUAUAGUCAAACAUUGGAGCGGCAAAUGUAUCAAUUAAAACAAGAAGGUGCAGUAGUCACACGUAAAAAAGAUAAAUCAGUUCGGUGGUUAUUAAACCAUGGUGUGGCUUAUGAAGCAAUUCAUCGAGUGUUGAACGGUACUGAUUGGAAUACUUGUAAGCCUGAAGAUAUUCAACUGCCUCAGAACCUCUCUCAUUUAGAUGAGGGUACUUGGCUGCUGCAACCCUGUUCACGUGUAGAUGCUGAGCGUCUGUUAAAUGGCAGGCGCAAUGGAACAUUUUUGAUACGACCUAGUCGUACAGGGCAAUCAGCAUUAUCUAUAGUUUGCAAUGGAGUUGUAAAUCAUUGUAUAGUGUACAGUACUCCAAAAGGAUUUGGAUUUGCUGAACCUUACAAUAUAUAUUCUUCUCUAAAAGAUCUAGUCAUGCAUUAUUCUCAAACUUCCUUAGAAGAACAUAAUGAUUCUCUGACAACUACAUUAGCUUACCCCGUGAUUGCUGAAAAUGACAAAAAAUUAAAUGAGUAG
Molecule: messenger RNA, 1305 nt
Organism: Macrosiphum euphorbiae (potato aphid)
Lineage: Eukaryota; Metazoa; Arthropoda; Insecta; Hemiptera; Aphididae
Source: the annotation of a GenBank genome assembly